This is a messenger RNA of Copidosoma floridanum, 3150 nucleotides long. RefSeq lists its product as uncharacterized. The record is from RefSeq and is a predicted model, not a curated record. Gene Ontology annotation, molecular function: zinc ion binding. Lineage: Eukaryota; Metazoa; Arthropoda; Insecta; Hymenoptera; Encyrtidae.
AUGACGGUCGACACAUUGAACAGCCUUUCAAAGAUGGACGCGAACGGCACCGCAACUGUUCCUUCGACAGCCACGGCCAACUCGGCUAGCUGCGACGAGUCGUCGAAAAAAAGCGGUAGCAGCAACAGCGCCAUCGACACGAUAAUCUCCAGCUUGGCGCUGAAACGUCGUACCUCAGGCGUUUUCGGCUCGAAGCGAUGGUGGAGCCCGAGCUGCUGGGCAUCACGCAGCCAGCAGGAGGCUUACCUGCGCAAGCUCUACUCGAAGAAGUACAGCAACGGGGUGGUCAACCCCGUGGUAUGUACGAAAGACGAGCUGCCAGCCAAGCAACCGACGGCCAAGUCGGUGAGCGUGCAGGUGGACGACAACAGGGAUCCGUGGAAGCCGGGACAGGUUUACGACCUGCCCAGCGACAGCGAGCACUAUCUGGACGCGUUUUUAAGGACGAGGAACCCGGGCUGCCCGGCACUGUCCACGCCCAGGGCCAGCCCGACGGAGAAGUGCGUCGAGUUUCUGAACAGAAACGAGGCGAGAUCGAGGAAGUGUAUCGUCGAUCGCAUGGGGGAUGAGGAUGCCGAGGGACAAAAUACCGAUGAUGGGGGUGGAUCGAGGACUGCAACUGAGAGUGAUCUGGAUGAAGCAGGAUCAAGGAGUACGAUUGACAACAAUGGAAAAGUAUGCAAGAGCUGUCGCUGCCCAAGAGAGGAGCACCAGCGCAGUCCAUCCGAGCCAGGCGUCGGGGUGAGCAGCCCGAGCCUGGUCUCCGGCACCCGCAUGUCCAUGGCGAUGGGCUUCCAGAGCAGUCCAGCCUCGACGACGCCGGGCUCGCCGGCUCCCAGCACGCCCAACUCCACGAUCCAGAACCACCACCAGCAACAACCGCCGCACCAGCCUCAGUCGCAACUGCUAAGGCCUGACAGCUUCGAAAGUCCGCUCCACCAGUUGGGCAGUGUGGGUGUCGGUGGGUUACCGCCCGUGGUCCAGGACGCGCUGGUUCAGCAGCAGCACCACCACCACCAGCGCCACUCGCAAAGCGACGACGACAGUGGCUGCGCCCUCGAGGAGUACACGUGGGUCCCGCCCGGCCUCAGGCCUGAUCAGGUCCACCUGUACUUCAGCGGCCUGCCAGAGGAUAAAAUCCCGUACGUGGGCAGCGUUGGUGAGCGAGAACGGGUGCGUCAGUUGUUGCAGCAACUACCGCCCCACGACAACGAGGCUCGCUACUGCAGCGGCUUAUCCGAGGAGGAGAAGCGCGAGCUCCGCGUCUUUGCUUGUCAGCGAAAGCGCGAGGCCCUCGGCCGGGGUCAGGCUAGUCAGGUCGACCGAGCCCACGGCAGCGGCUGCCGCGAAUGCGGUCGCGCGAUCGGCCCGAACGAGAUCGCGGUGAACGCCAACCGAGCCGGUCCCGCGGCCCUGUGGCACCCGGCGUGCUUCGUCUGCUGCGUGUGCCGGCAAUUGCUCGUCGAUCUGAUUUAUUUCUGGCGGGACGGCAGGCUCUACUGCGGUCGGCACCACGCCGAGACCCUCAAGCCGCGAUGCUGCGCCUGUGACGAGAUCAUACUCGCCGACGAGUGCACCGAGGCUGAGGGCCGCGCCUGGCACAUGAGGCACUUUGCCUGCCUCGAGUGCGACAGACAGCUGGGCGGCCAGAGGUACGUGAUGCGAGAGGGCAGGCCCUACUGCCUGCACUGCUUCGACGCGUCCUUCGCCGAGUAUUGCGACAGCUGCAGCGAGCCAAUUGGCGUGGACCAAGGCCAAAUGUCCCACGAGGGCCAGCACUGGCACGCGACCGAGUGUUGCUUCUGUUGCGUGAAUUGUCGGACGUCGCUCCUGGGACGGCCAUUUCUGCCCCGGCGCGGGGCCAUUUAUUGCAGCAUCGCCUGCAGCAAAGGCGAACCGCCCACGACGCCCAGUGACUCGUCAACCAGCGCUGCCCCGUCGGCACCCUCGUUUCACAGAAUGUCCCGAAGACACGGCACGGCCCGCACCGCGGUGAUGAGCCACGAAAACGGCAGCGGCUCCCCAAGGGCGGACGGCUCGUCGCCCCGCCACGGCUUUGGCUCCCCGCGAAACUCGCCCCGCAGCUCGCGCAGGCACCACCACCAGUACCAGCAGCACCACUCGCCGUACCGACAGUUGCCGCCCCCGCCCGCCCACCAACAGCCGCACUCCGUCUCGUUGCAAGGCACGCCGACGCACUCGCCCUCCCCGGCACCCCCGGCCUCGCUGAACGGCGCCGAGUCGGAAACCGGCAGCGCCGCCCCCAACGGCUCGCGCUCCGGGGCCCUCGACAGGGUCCUCCUCGAACGCAACCUCGAGCGGCUACUCCAGGAGCGCAACGCCCAGCCCGAGGAGUCCACCGGGGAACUCGGCAGGCUGAUGCAGGCGCGCGACCGCGAGCCCCUGCGCUGCAUCCCCGGCUCGGCGAGUCCCUCGCACGCCUCGAGCAUGCCCGAGCUGCCCAACAUCCUUGGCUGCACCAGUGCCACCAGCCAGAGCAGCAGCAGCAACAACAACAACAACAAUGAGGGCGCGGUGGGAGUGACGACGCCGGUGGCGGAGGACGGGUGUUGCGGGGAGAUGGCCUCGGCGUUGCCGGGUUCCCCGCCGUCGUCGAGUUCGGUGUCGCCGUCGACGCCGCCCGAGGACAAGGCCACGCCCCCGCCCCCGCCAGCGCCCGCGGGUCCGCCUCGCCACCAGCAUCACGAGGCUCAGGUGGUGCAGAGCUCGAGGCGCGUCAGGUUCCAGGGGGACGAUUUGGUGGACGAGCCGGGGCCAUCGGGGGGUAGGAGGCACGGGAGGAGGUCGCCGGUGUCGCCGCCUUGUCUGCCCAGGAGGCAUCAGAGCGUGCCGAGGUCGAGGAGCUUGCAGCCCGAGGAGGUGCCCGGCUGCUCGUCUUGGUCAAACGCCUACGCCCGGUCGCGAGCCGACGACGAGGAGAGCUGCUGUUCGACGUGCAGCUCGUCCAGCAGCUCGGACGACGCUGAGGCGUACGCGCUACCGCCGAGGCGGGCCUACGGGGGUGUCCGUCUGGCUUACGUGCCCAACGACGCUGUGGCCUGCGCCCGGAGACGCGCCACCGGUGGCCCAAGCUCCCCCGGGCAGGGCAAGGACGGCGCCACGGGCUCGGACAAAUGCGUCGUGUCCUGA